AUGCCUCGGCAAGAAGGCCAAGGAACACCGCAAUCAGAAAGGGGUAUUGCUACUAACGAUUUUUACGCUCCUUCAACCCAAUCUCCUAGCCAGGAUGGAAAAUCGGUAGCUUCCUACGGAGCCUUAAAGCCACGCCAGAUCACCAUGGUCGCCAUUGGCGGAGCAAUUAACACGGGCUUGACGAUCUGCGCAGGAAAUGCACUGUCCAAGGCCGGGCCUGCGUCGAUCUUGAUCUCUUAUACGGGGGUUGGAAUAAUCGUUUAUCUGGUCCUCUGCGCCCUAGGAGAGGUGGCUACGUGGUCCCCCGAGCCAUCUAUGACGGACCAUGCUGCUCGACUCUGUGAUCCAGCACUUGGAUUCACAUUGGGCUGGAUAUAUUGGUUUAAAUUCAUGGUUGUCAUCCCCAACCAGCUAGCAGCCGGGGAGUUGUUGAUAGCAUAUUGGCAAGUAAACGAAGCCAAGUACUCCGUGUUCUGGACCACGGCCUUUUUGGGCGUGAUAAUCGCCGCCAAUUCUCUGUGCAGUCGAUACUUGGGAAAGUACGAAGUCAUGCUGUCGUUCUUCAAGGUUUUGGUAAUGUCGGGGCUUAUGGCUUUGUCCGUCGUCCUUGCACUGGGGGGAGGCCCAGACCGCGAUAUGAAAGGAUUUCGCUACUGGAGGGACCCGGGAGCCUUUGCCAAUGGUACAGGAGGUGCCGUGGCAGGUACCAUACGCGCCAUCUGCAGGACAGUCCCCUCCGCUACGCUCGCCUAUCUUGGAAGUGAACUAAUGGGAAUGACAAUCCUGCGCACCCAAAACCCCCGAAAAGCUGCGGGUCGGGCGAUCAAAGUAACCUUCUACCGCAUCUUGGUUUUCAACAUCGUCAAUAUCACGCUUCUGGGGAUGCUAGUCCCCCAUGACACCCACAUCAUAGCAUUCACCCAAAAAGCCUCUCAGCCGCGUACGGCCUCGGCUUUCGUAGCGGUUGCUCAGUCUGCUGGUCCCACGGUGAUUCCUCACCUUCUGAACGCCUGUCUGCUCCUCUUCGUGCUAUCGGCUGCAAAUCAAGCUCUUCAAAUGGCAAGCAUGACACUGUACGGACUUUCCUUGGACAAGAACGCGCCUUCAUUUCUAUCGCGUACUAAUAGGAGGGGAAUUCCCAUCUUCGCCUUGGGUAUGUGCUCUGCCGUGGCCUGCUUGGCGUACUUGAACAUCUCGAGUGGUUCCAAAAGGCUAUUCGAAUACUCGGUUAACUUGGUCUCCAUGUUCAGUAUCCUUACCUGGGUUUCAAUCCUUGUGAUACAUUUCUCAUUCAUACGGGCUCGUAAAGCUCAAAAGAUCACCGAUGAAGUCCUAACAUUCAGGGCACCACUGGGGCUGUUUGGUUCGUGGGUUGCGUUGGUAGCAUGUGUUCUGGUCACCAUCAUACGUGGGUUUGACUUCGUCGACCGUGAAUACUACCCUAAAGGAGUAGACCGCAUAGCGUUUGUCACAUCCUUUAUAGGCAUUCCACUCUACAUCACCCUGGUUGCUGGGUAUAAGAUCGGCACCAAAAGCAAACACGUACACCCACAGGACGUUGAUAUGGGAUCCCUGACCCCCAUCCCUGGGCCGCACGGUGCGGAUCGCAGUCCCAUGGGACAAACAGAGCCGGAGCCAGUCCCAUUGAGUCGGGCAUGA
Molecule: messenger RNA, 1659 nt
Organism: Aspergillus sclerotioniger CBS 115572
Lineage: Eukaryota; Fungi; Ascomycota; Eurotiomycetes; Eurotiales; Aspergillaceae
Product: putative amino acid permease
Exons: 5
Coding region: 1-1659 (552 amino acids)
Biological process (GO): amino acid transmembrane transport
Cellular component (GO): membrane
Molecular function (GO): amino acid transmembrane transporter activity
Source: RefSeq, a predicted model, not a curated record